Messenger RNA from Trypanosoma theileri, 2109 nucleotides. Its product is annotated as antigenic WD protein. The coding region runs from base 1 to 2109 and encodes 702 amino acids. The record is from RefSeq and is a predicted model, not a curated record. Gene Ontology annotation, molecular function: protein binding. NCBI's taxonomy places the organism in Eukaryota, Euglenozoa, Kinetoplastea, Trypanosomatida, Trypanosomatidae. The transcript has a single exon.
AUGUCCAAGGAGAAGCUAAAGUUCAGUAUAGCAGGAAAGGCCGUCGUAUACGAAGGACGACCCGAGAACCGUACGAAGGAUCUGCUCGAUAUUCUCGUCAAGAUGAAAGUUGACGAAUCUGUUGCAGUGCAAGCAUUCCGUGACAACAUUGACAACGCCGAGGUUUUCACCGAUGAAAACAUCCGGCAACAGUUUGCUGAUGCUCAGCGUGCCUACGCGGAAAAAAAGAAAAACAAGAUGUCUGACGCUACGGGUGACCAGCAGCAGAAGCAAAAUGUAAAGGAAAAACCCCAGAAAAUAACGCUGAGUUUCAAUGGGAAACAGUUCUCGUACGAGGGUAUUCCGAGUGAAAAACAGCAUGCUGUAAUUGAGCUUCUUGUCAAACAAGACGCUGCACAGGACGUGGCGGUGGAGACCUUUCGAAAGAACCUUCCGGACUCCACUGCCACAGAAAAUGAAAUAUGGGCAAUGAUUAUCGCAGCGAAGGAGGCGAAGGCGGCACGCAAAGCAGCAAAAAAGAAGGAAACCGCUGGUGAAGUAGACCCGAACUCUCAGUUAGCGACAAAUUCUACAACAGUGGUGUCUCAAGCAAAUGAGCAUCGUCAAGUGCCACCAGUACUACCUGUACAACAACAACAACAAGUAGUAAAUGCGGCUGGUGGUGUUGAGGCAAUUGACGAGUUAACAGGUAUGUCCGUCGAAGAGCGUGAUACCAUCAGCAACUUUAUCAAACAAGUACUUGAACAACCGGAGAUGGAUCUGACGGCGCGACUGCGCGACGACCCAAACGCAUUUCCUUCAAUGAGUUCAACAAUGCGACAGAGUGUUGGCGGUGGGGAGGAUGAAAUGCUUGUCAUGACGGCCCGAACAACAAGGGGAAAAAUCCCCAUAUACUGUCAAGAAGAGAACAACAGUGCAAAUAAAGUUCUGUAUAUUUCACCCAGCACAACAUUUGAGGAAUUCAGUGCAAUGGUAGAGAAGAAAUUUGGUCGAAAGAUGGCCAUGUCAUUCUACGAAGGCGAAGAUGUGAUCGACAUGGACGAUGAUGACGUGUUUUGCAUGUUCCUUGAGAUGAGCCAGGGACAAGCACAGGAAGGGAAGCGUAUGAAACUCAUCUGCGCCCCGCCAGAAUCCCGCAAGAAGGUAUCAGAUGACAAACUGACAGAUAUGAAGGCGGGAGGUGAGUUCAAGACGAAGGCGUUUUCAACCGGCGUACUACAGGUACGUGAAGAGAAGACGUUUACGGCGCACACCUCCGCUGUGUACUGCUGCUCUUUUUCGUCGAAGGGUGACCGUUUCUGCACUGCGAGUCGCGACCGCUCUGUGCGAUUGUGGAACACCGUUACGGGUGGCUGCAGCGUGAUGAAGGGUGGACAUAAUGGCUUUGUGCUCUCAUGCGACUUCUCACCGCGUGGGAACCGCAUCGUCUCCUCGUCCGACGACCGCACGAUAAAGGUAUGGAACACCACAACCUGCUCCAAGGUGUACACACUGAAGGGGCAUGACGACAAGGUGUACUGCGUGCAAUACAACUCCACUGGUGACUACAUUGUUUCCGCCUCGUGCGACCACACGGUGCGGGUGUGGGAUGCCAAUACCGCAUCCAAGAUGGUUACACUGCGGGGCCACACCCUUGCUGUCUUUUCCUGCUGCUUCACUAACACCGAUGGAGGUAAGUACAUCGUUUCCGGUGGCGACGACCGCCUUAUUAAAGUGUGGGACUGGGCGAAGGACGAGGAGUUCCGUUCCCUGAGUGGUCACACCGAUACCGUCUGGUCAUGCAAGUAUUCGCACGAUGAUAGCCGUAUCGUCACGGCAUCUAUGAAUCACGAACUGAAAGUGUGGGACUGGAGAAAUAGCAGCUGUAUCCUUGCAUGGAAGGGUCACCAGGUACCGAUCCACCACGCCAUAUUCUCCACGAAUGAUAAGUACAUAUUUUCCUGCGCCAGAGAUUGGACUGUUAUGGUAUGGAACGCUACUACAGGGGAAUUGGUCGAGACGAUCCCCGGACACCAUAACACUGUGUACCACAUGGAUGUAUUUGGCAACACACUUCUCACCUCAUCCCUCGACGAUACGCUCAAGCUAUGGACAAUAACGGAAAAGUAG